UCAAUCCCUGACGACCCAACAAGCCAGUCUUGAAGUCUGUAUGCCCAAGAGUUUGAGAUUGCGCGGCGCGCCGACAAAAAUUGGUGCGAAGCAGCAGACGACAGACAAAGGACCCAACAAUUCGAGCUCUAGUUGCAGCUGCAGUGCAAGUGUCAGGCAAGCUUGACUUGAUUACAGUGCGCACUAGGCAGACUACUCUUUUGCUGCUCUAUCGUUAGACGACGUCAAGGCAGCGAAAGCAUCGAGCUUCCUGCCGUCGGCCAAAGAGCGUCAAUGGAUGCCACCAAGCUGAGCAACGACUCGGCGGAGUCCCUCGACAAUGCUGAGACAUGGGACUCUGAUGGACAGACAUCAAGCACUGGAAGCGAGAACUUGUCCUGGAUUGCGUGGUAUUGCUCUCUACCAGGUCAUGAUUACUUCUGCGAAGUUGCAGAGGACUACAUCGAAGACGAUUUCAACAUGACAGGCUUGUCUUCACUUGUGCCAAUGUAUAAAGAGGCGCUCGAGUUCGUUCUAGAUCUUGAACCUGAUGAUGACGAGUUUGAGUUGGAUGCUGCAGAAAGGCGCAUAGUUGAAGCCAGCGCGGAAUUACUGUACGGUCUUGUGCAUCAGCGCUUCAUCACCAGCAGGGCAGGCCUUGCCUUAAUGGCAGAGAAAUACGAAGCCGGACACUUUGGAGUCUGUCCACGAUUGCUGUGUCAUGAGGCUGCAGUUCUGCCAGUCGGCCUGAGCGAUGUCGUCGAGGAAGACCCCGUCAAGCUCUUUUGUCCGAAUUGCCUUGAUGCCUACAAUCCUCCCAAUUCGAGGUACAAUGCGAUAGACGGCGCUUACUUUGGCACCACAUUUCCACACUUGUUCUUCAUGACUUUUCCAGAGCUAUUGCCUUUUGCCACAGGGUCCAUCUACGAUCCGUGCAUUUUUGGCUUCAAGGUCAGCGAGCGUUCAAAGACAGGCCCAAGGAUGCGCUGGCUACGCGCCCAUAUUGGAUCAGCGGAAGCUAAUGAAGCUAGCUCCGAGGGAUCGUCCAAUUCGGGCGACGGAGAGCCACCUGCUGGAUCUGAACAAGAUGGCAAGGCAGUUCAGGACACUUCAAGGCCACAAGAGCAUAUUCGAGACAACUCUACAUCACACAGGGCUGGUGGAAACGAAAUAGCAUCAAAUCACUCGACUGUGCCAAUGGACUGUGCCAGCACGGCGCACAUAGGGGCAAUCAAGGCAGCGUUGUAUCACCACCAGUACCACAGGUCCACAGCGCCUGCACUUGCAGUGGAAGCAUAGUCUUGUUGGCGGAAACAAACACAGAUAAGCAUGACGGCUAAAUGAUGGCCCGAAACAGGAACACAGUAUAGCUUGUCGAAGUGAUAGCAAGUGUAAUUGAAUCAAGCAGAUGCAUAAUGGUUUGUAUAGAUUGGCAUUGAUGGAUUGCGGGGAAAAGAUGACAAAAUCUACUUCUUGGCCUGCUGGCGCAUGACAGCCUUGACAAUCUGUUGCUCCUCAAUUAGGAAAGCACGAAUGACACGGUCGUGCACGCAGUUGGCGCAACGUGAUCCUCCGUAAGCGCGCUGAACAGUCUUCUUUGGCUUCGAGAUGUUUGCGAAUUCCCGCGGACGCAGUGCAGGGAUACCUGGAAGGGAGAUGCCGCAGUCACCGCAUUUGGGCGAUGUUCCAAGCUUCUUCAAGUGUUGGUAUCGUAGGGUGUUUCCCGGUGUCUUGACGAUUCUGACACGGUU
Molecule: messenger RNA, 1730 nt
Organism: Protomyces lactucae-debilis
Lineage: Eukaryota; Fungi; Ascomycota; Taphrinomycetes; Taphrinales; Protomycetaceae
Product: casein kinase II, regulatory subunit
Exons: 2
Coding region: 274-1278 (334 amino acids)
Cellular component (GO): protein kinase CK2 complex; cytoplasm
Molecular function (GO): protein kinase regulator activity
Source: RefSeq, a predicted model, not a curated record